AGACCUACCCCACCACCUAGUGUCUUCCUCUUCCUCGAGACAUUUGACCUCUCUCUCUCUCUUUACCCCUCACCCGGCACCUCGACUCCCGAAAACCCCACUCGGAACCAACGACUCUGGCAAAGAUGGUCGACAACGAUAAACAAUCAUCGAUCCCCCUGCAAUCCAUGCAAAAGCCCGAGGAUGUCGACGAGUUUAGCCCGAACGAUACUCUCGAGAUCAAGCUGGAACCUUCCCGCACGUUCACCACCCCGGCUCAACCUAAAAAGAUCAACAUCCCCGCAUGGCUCAUCAUUCCCAUCUGGAUGGGAUGUUCCGUUUCGGUGAUCUUGUACAACAAGUACAUCUUUUCCGAGCUCAGUUUCGAGUACCCGAUCUUUUUGACCACCUGGCAUUUGAUCUUUUCGGCCAUCGGAACGAGGGUGUUGCAGAGGACGACCACGUUAUUGGACGGUGUCAAGGAUAUCGACAUGCCCCGGGACAAAUGGAUGAGGUCGAUCUUGCCCAUCGGAGUGCUUUUCUCGGGAAGCUUGAUUCUCUCCAACUAUGCCUACCUCACCCUGAGCGUAUCAUUCAUCCAGAUGCUCAAGGCAUUCAACCCCGUCGUCAUCCUCUUGAUCUCGUUCGCUUUCAGGCUGCAGGAGCCCAACCAGAGGCUUAUCGGAGUCGUCGCUAUGAUCUCGCUCGGAUGUUGCACUGCCGCCUACGGUGAACUGCACUUUGUCUUGACUGGUUUCAUCUGUCAAGCCUUGGCCCUCUGUUUCGAGGCCUCGCGAUUGGUCAUGAUCGAGAUCUUGUUGCACGGCAUGAAGAUGGACCCUCUGGUCUCGCUCUACUACUACGCCCCCGUCUGCGCCGCUCUCAACUUUGUCAUCAUGCUCCUCGUCGAGGGUGUCGAGCCGUUCUACCACCUAGAGCGAGUCGGAGCUUUCGUCCUCUUUACCAACGCCGGGAUCGCUUUCGCUUUGAACGUCGCGGCCGUCUUCUUGAUCGCCGUUGGAUCGGGAUUGGUUUUGACCUUGGCUGGUGUGCUCAAGGAUAUCCUCCUCAUCUCGGGUUCGGUCCUUGCCUUCGGAUCGACCAUCACCGCCAUCCAGGUGUUUGGAUACUCGGUCGCCCUCGCCGGUCUCGUCUUGUUCAAGACGGGCGGACAGAAGAAGUAGACGGCAAUAGCGGAGCAAGAUGCGUGCGGAUCGAUCGGUCUGGCAACAACGGACGUGAAGGUCGGGAGACGGGGAACCAUAGGACAGGCUGCACGACGGAUUUCUUUUCUCUCUUUCCGGUUCAUACACCUACACAGGAUACAUACAGCUUCCACGUGGACGAGUUCAAGGCAGGGACGGCUAGGCUAAAUGUCGUCUGUCGUUUCCCACUCGAUCACCUUCUCUCUGAUUCGCAUGAUGGGUUUCACUUCCACCUUUCGGUUUUUCCUUGUUCGAACAUUGGUGUAGCUCUCUCGCACAUGCCAUUUCACUAUAGAUUUCCAUGAGAUGCUCGAUGCGAUGACGUCGUGGUUUCCAAAGUCUUUGGGCGCGCGCGCGCGUGGAACCGAGAUUGAUUGAUGUCUUGAAGCGGAGAGGAGGGGGGGCCAAGGUUCCACAAAAACACGAAGAGUGGAUUACGAUAUCGAC
Filobasidium floriforme is the source of this 1631-nucleotide messenger RNA. RefSeq names its product triose-phosphate transporter family-domain-containing protein. Bases 126 to 1163 code for a protein of 345 amino acids. The record is from RefSeq and is a predicted model, not a curated record. Lineage: Eukaryota; Fungi; Basidiomycota; Tremellomycetes; Filobasidiales; Filobasidiaceae. Gene Ontology annotation, cellular component: trans-Golgi network; endosome; Golgi apparatus. The transcript is spliced from 12 exons. Gene Ontology annotation, molecular function: antiporter activity.